This is a messenger RNA of Hipposideros armiger (great roundleaf bat), 3263 nucleotides long. RefSeq names its product zinc finger protein 341 (gene ZNF341). NCBI's taxonomy places the organism in Eukaryota, Metazoa, Chordata, Mammalia, Chiroptera, Hipposideridae. The coding region runs from base 87 to 2522 and encodes 811 amino acids. The transcript has 15 exons. The record is from RefSeq and is a predicted model, not a curated record.
CCGCCGCCGCGGCCGCUGCCACGGCUCCCACAAUGCUCGCGUAGCCCCACUUCGACUCCCGUGGCGGCGGCGGCGGCGGCUCCAAGAUGGCGCAGACGAUCUUUGAGGCCCUGGAGGGAAUGGACAAUCAGACUGUCCUGGCAGUCCAGUCUUUAUUGGAUGGCCAAGGAGCAGUCCCCGAUCCAACAGGCCAGAGUGUCAACGCCCCCCCUGCUAUCCAGCCACUGGAUGACGAGGAUGUCUUUCUCUGCGGGAAGUGUAAGAAGCAGUUCAACUCUCUGCCGGCGUUUAUGACCCACAAGCGGGAACAGUGUCAGGGGAAUGCCCCGCCCUUGGCCACAGUCUCGCUGGCCACCAACAGCAUCUAUACGCCUUCGGCAGCACCCACAGCAGUCCAGCAGCCUCCGCCUCCUGCAAAUCGCCAGGUCUCCACAUACAUCACAGUGCCCCCAUCCCCCCUGAUCCAGACCUUGGUGCAAGGGAACAUCUUGGUGAGCGAUGAUGUGCUCAUGUCAGCCAUGUCAGCCUUCACGUCCCUGGACCAACCCAUGCCCCAGGGCCCCCCACCUGUGCAGGUAAGGAGGGGCUGGCUUCUCACAGGUGGCGUGGUGGAGGUGUACAGUGCCACGGCACCCCUGCCUGGAAGUGGAACGGUGGAGAUCCAGGCACUGGGAAUGCAGCCCUACCCACCCCUGGAGGUGCCAAACCAGUGUGUGGAGGCUCCAGUAUACCCCACCCCCCCGGUGUACAGCCCCGGAAAACAGGGAUUCAAACCAAAAGGACCAAACCCUGCUGACUCCAUGACCAGCGCCACUGGGGGCACAGUGGGCACCUUUGACUCCCCACCAACGCUGAAGACUCGACGGGCCAAAGGUGCCAGUGGACUCCCAGAAGCUGCAGGGAAGCCAAAGGCUCAGAAACUCAAGUGCUCAUACUGUGAUAAGUCAUUCACCAAAAACUUCGACCUGCAGCAGCACAUCCGAAGCCACACUGGUGAGAAGCCCUUCCAGUGCAUUGCAUGUGGCCGUGCCUUUGCCCAGAAGUCGAAUGUCAAGAAGCACAUGCAGACCCACAAGGUGUGGCCUCCAGGACGCAGUGGUAGCACUGUCUCUCGCAACUCUGUGACUGUACAGGUCAUGGCCCUGAACCCCAGCAGGCAGGAAGACGAGGAAAGCACAGGGUUGAGCCAGACCCUGUCGGGUGCCCAACAGCCCCAGGCCUUGCCCACAACAGGCGAGGAUGAAACGGACAAGCUGGAAGCCAAGCAGGUGGUCCUCAUCGAUAGCUCCUACCUGUGCCAGUUCUGCCCCAGCAAGUUCAGCACUUACUUCCAGCUCAAGUCCCACAUGACUCAGCAUAAGAAUGAGCAGGUGUAUAAGUGUGUGGUCAAAAGCUGCGCCCAGACAUUCCCGAAGCUUGACACGUUUCUGGAGCACAUCAAAAGCCACCAGGAGGAGCUGAGCUACCGCUGCCACCUCUGCGGCAAGGACUUUCCCUCCCUGUACGACCUGGGUGUGCACCAGUACUCCCACAGCCUCCUGCCACAGCACAGCCCCAAGAAGGACAACGCGGUCUACAAAUGUGUCAAAUGUGUCAACAAAUACUCUACCCCUGAGGCCCUGGAGCACCACUUGCAGACCGCCACUCACAACUUCCCCUGCCCGCACUGUCAAAAGGUGUUUCCUUGUGAACGCUACCUACGGCGUCACCUGCCCACACAUGGCAGCGGGGGCAGGUUCAAGUGCCAGGUGUGCAAGAAAUUCUUCCGGCGGGAGCACUACCUCAAACUGCAUGCUCACAUCCACUCAGGUGAGAAGCCCUACAAAUGCUCAGUGUGUGAGUCUGCAUUCAACCGCAAGGACAAACUGAAGAGACACAUGUUGAUCCAUGAGCCAUACAAGAAAUACAAAUGCCCCUUCUCGACACACACAGGCUGCAGUAAGGAGUUCAACCGGCCGGAUAAGCUGAAGGCUCAUAUCCUCUCCCACUCUGGCAUGAAGCUCCACAAGUGCGCCCUGUGCAGCAAGUCCUUCAGCCGCCGUGCCCACCUCGCCGAGCACCAGCGCGCCCACACGGGCAACUACAAGUUCCGCUGUGCUGGCUGUGCCAAGGGCUUUUCCCGCCACAAAUACCUCAAGGAUCACCGCUGCCGCCUCGGCCCCCAAAAGGACAAGGACCUGCAAGGCCGGCGGCCCCCCCGGAGGAGGGCAGCCCCCCGCAGUGGCUCUAGUGGUGGACGCAAGGUGGUGACCCCACUGCCUGACCCACUGGGGCUAGAGGAGCUGAAGGAUGCAGGGGCUGGGCCAGUGCCUGAGGCUGUCCCAGGCAAGCCACCCUUCUCAGAGCCAGACGCCGUGCUGUCCAUCGUAGUGGGUGGCACGGUGGGUGGGGAACCUGAGCUGGUAGUGCCUGGGCAUACCGAGAGCCUGGGCUCCAACCUGGCACUGGCAGAGCUGCAGGCAGGGGCCGACGGUCCGUGUGCCAUGCUUGCUGUGCCCGUCUACAUCCAGGCCUCGGAGUGAUUGACCCAUGGUGUUUGCUCACACGGCCCAGCCUGAUGGUCAUUUUUGGGUCCAGGGCCUUUGGGGGCAGACUAGAGAUCCUUCCCAAUGGAAGGAGCUGUCAGCGGAAAUCCUUUUGGAAUGUCAUUUAUAAACCCUGGCCUGUCACCCUUCUCUGUGUCCCCUAUCCUUCUGGAAAGCCCUGUAGCAUUCUGGGACCAGGGCAGGGCUUACUGUGGCUUUCAGGCAGGGACAAAAGCAAGAGAGAUGGCUGAGCCUGAGCAGCCCAGGGUCUGUCUGGCUGGUCCAGGCUAGUGGUUGGGCCGCCUAAGAGAGAAGACAGAGUGGUCCUGCCCAUGCCCUCCGGGCUGCCUUAGGGGUGGCCUGCAGUCAAGCUGCUCUUCAGACACCUGACAUGGUCAGAUGAGGAUCUGCUGGACCUUUUCACAAACGGUUCCUCACAGCAUCGCCAGAUGCCUCUGUGAUGUAGGCACUUAGGAGGCACUUGAGUGUUGUGGUUAGAGUGCAGCUAUCAGCCAGAUCUAGCUUCAAAUCCAAGCGCUGCCAGUCACCCGCUGUGUGACCUUGGGUAAGUCACUUCACCUCUGAGCCCCAUGUUCCUCAUCUGUACAAUGAGGCUUAUGAGAGAACUACCUCAUUGGGCUGUCAUGGGGAUCCGAUAUGAUGAAAUAUGCAAAGGGUUUGGCAUAGCGCACUGUACUUGGAAAGUGCUCAAUAAAUGUUUUUUUCAAAAUGAGUAUC